Molecule: messenger RNA, 3147 nt
Organism: Oldenlandia corymbosa var. corymbosa
Lineage: Eukaryota; Viridiplantae; Streptophyta; Magnoliopsida; Gentianales; Rubiaceae
Source: the annotation of a GenBank genome assembly
AUGGCUUCUUCUAUCGAGCCUCGAGAUGCCUGUGUUGUUGGAGUUGCAAGAACUCCAAUGGGUGGAUUUCUUGGUUCCCUCUCAUCGGUUCCUGCUACAAAGCUCGGUUCUUUAGCUAUUCAGUCUGCUCUCGAGAGGGCAAAUGUUGAUCCUUCUCUUGUUCAAGAGGUCUUCUUUGGAAAUGUUCUUAGUGCAAAUUUAGGCCAAGCUCCGGCCAGACAGGCUGCAUUGGGGGCUGGAAUCCCACAUUCGGUCAUCUGCACAACAAUUAAUAAAGUUUGUGCUUCUGGAAUGAAAGCAACUAUGCUUGCUGCUCAGACCAUACAAAUGGGGCUUAAUGAUGUUGUUGUAGCUGGCGGCAUGGAGAGCAUGUCCAAUGCACCAAAAUAUUUAGCUCAAGCAAGAUCGGGUUCCCGUCUAGGACACGAUACUGUUAUCGAUGGAAUGCUCAAAGAUGGACUUUGGGAUGUCUACAAUGAUUUUGGAAUGGGAGUUUGUGCAGAACUGUGCGCUGAACAACACCACAUCACUAGAGAAGACCAAGACUCUUACGCUAUUCAAAGUUUUGAGCGUGGAACUGCAGCACAAAAGAGUGGUGUGUUUGCUUGGGAAAUUGUUCCUGUUAAAAUUUCUGGUGGCCGAGGGAAAAAUCCAAUUAUAAUUGAUAAGGACGAAGGUCUAGGAAAGUUUGAUGCUUCAAAACUGAGAAAGCUUCCCCCAAGUUUUAAGAAGACCGGAGGUUCUGUCACUGCUGGAAAUGCCUCUCUCAUCAGUGAUGGGGCUGCUGCAUUAGUCCUAGUGAGCGGUGAGAAGGCGCUUAAGCUUGGAUUAAAAGUAAUCGCUAGGAUCCGAGGAUAUGCUGAUGCAGCUCAGGCGCCUGAAUUGUUUACAACUGCUCCAGCUCUUGCAAUACCUAAAGCAAUAUCAAAUUCUGGCUUGGAGCAUUCUCAAAUUGAUUAUUAUGAGAUCAAUGAAGCCUUUUCUGUCGUGGCUCUUGCAAAUCAGAAAUUACUGAAUCUUGAUAUGGAGAAGCUGAAUGUGCAUGGUGGAGCUGUGUCUUUGGGACAUCCGUUAGGCUGCAGCGGGGCUCGCAUCUUAGUUACAUUGCUUGGGGUUAUGAGACAGCAAAAUGCCAAGUUUGGGGUUGCUGCAGUGUGCAAUGGGGGAGGAGGGGCAUCAGCAGUUGUUGUCGAGCUCAUGCAACUUCAGUGGGUAGCUAGACAGGAGUUAGAAGCGCUACGUAUAGAUACAUGUAAACUACAAGAAAUGUUCAGCUUUCAUGUAAGACGAAACUCCACUGAUUCUCCAAACACGUUAGUCGGUGCUCCAACGAAAUGGAUGGGGUCAUCUCCCGGAUCCAAUUCCGGCGGGUCUCCUCGAGCUGAGGUCGGAGAGAUUGACACCAGCGCCCCGUUUCAAUCGGUGAAAGCGGCUGUCAGUUUAUUUGGUGAUGCCGCCACCUCUCCCCGGAAUGUCACCCCUUCCGCCACCAACAGACCUGUUGGUGUCAGGAGGCCCAGAACCCCCGAUGAUCAGAGAGUUCUUGAGAAAGAGACACAGAUUCACUUGGCUCUCAAAGAAUUGGAAGAUUUCAAGGAACGACUCAAGAAUACCGAAGCUACAAAAGCUCAAGCUCGUCGGGAACUCGACAAGGCCAAUCGAACCCUCCAAGAGCUCACCAACAAGCUCGAAAUCAUAAGCGAAUCAAAGCAAAACGCCAUGGAAUCUGCGGAAGCCGCCAAGGAAAGGGUGCAGGAGAUGGAAGAGCAAAAGUCGAGUCAAUUGGAAAGAGGAGAAGGAGGGGGAGGGGGUCAGGGGGUGGAUGCUUGGAAACAGGAUGUGGACAAUGAAAGAGAACAAUAUAAGGCCUCUUCCACGGAGCUCAUAUCUGCCAAACAAGCGCUCACGAUGCUGAGGCGGGAUUUUGAUGGCGCCCUGGAAUCCAAAUUGGCAGCGUUCCAACAAGCCGCGGAUACGCAACACGUCACCCAAGUCAAUCAGGAAAGAGUGUCCCAAAUCUCAAAAGAGAUCACUAGUUUGCGGGAAACCCUUGGACAGGUGAAGCUAGCGACGCUGGAAGCUCAAGAUAUUCGUAAUCAGCACAACCUGGAAAGGGAAGCUCGACUUGAGUCGCAUGCCCGAGCAAAGGGGGAGUUGGACUUAAAAAUGAAGUCGUUAAAAGAAGGGAACGACGGCCAGCUGCUGCUGCAGCCUCCUAAGGUGAUGGAGGAAAAGCUAGAGGAGGCUACUGAGGCGGUCAAGGUAUUGCAAGAGCAGCUGAAUAACGUCAAGGAGUCUGACAUGUCAUCCCUGAAAAGUAUAACCGAGGAGCUCAAGAAGGGCAGGAGAGAGCUGGAGGAAAUCCUGGAAGAGCAGAAUAGGGAGCGGAGCUUGGUGGAUCAGCUGGGCUUACAAGUGGAAGGGCUGAGAAAGGAGCACUCCGACUUGAAGGAGAAGGUUAUGGAAGCCGAAAAUAGAGUUGGAAGCCUAGAGGCCGAACUGAAUACAUACAAGAAUCAGCUGAGAAAAGCUAGAGAAGAGAACAUCGAUCCUGGUCAGGUGUCGUCGAUAUGUGAUGAUUUGAACUCGCAGAUCCAACAGCUCACCCUGGAAUCAAAGAAAACAAGACAAGAAACGGAGGAGAUGAAGAAAAACAUGGAGACACUGAGGGAAGAGGCAGAGAGAGCGUGGAAUGUAACCAGGGAAGCAGAGGAGAGGCUGAAAGUCACACUGGAGGAAGUGGAAGAAGCAAAAGCUGCGGAGAGGCAGGCGGGAGGUAUGAUUCACCAUCAGGAUACGAAGCAUCCCAGUUCAUCACCAUCAUCAUCAUCAUCAUCAUCGCAGCAGCCAACGGGGAAAAUCAGACUAUCAAAGGAGGAAUUCGAACGUUUGAGCAAGAAAGCAGAGGAAUGCAGAGCAGAGGCGGACAUAAAAGUGGCAACCAUCAUGGCUCAGAUGGAAUCCAUCAAGGGCAGAGAGAGGGAAGCCCUCAAGACAGUGGAGGCAGUAAAGGUUGAGAAACAGAGAGUGGAGAGUGCAAUCGAAGAAGCAUUGAAGCAAGCUGACAUGGCGGAUGCUGCCAAACAAGUGGUUGAAGGGGAGCUCCUGAAAUGGCGUCAAAGAGAUUCUUUCAACUCUUCUUCUUAG